AGUCUACCUGAGACACGUUAAUCUGUUUCUCAUUCAGGGCGGAGGAAACUUCGCACUUUUUUUUCUCAUCAAGGAGGAGCCUGCAGACACACCGACACGCUCCAAAGUGGAGCUUGAGACACACAACUUACACUUCAUGGAGUAAAAACUCACAGACAGCCAUACCCUCGGCGAUGCUUCUCCGACACAACGCGAGAGAGAGAUUGAUCACUGAUCACCAGGACUGAUCGUCCGCCGGCAGAGCCCGCAGUGCAGCGGAGACAGCAGAGCAGUGCGCCCCCCUCUCUGAGCUCCAGGAAGAAGACGCAAACAUGUCAGAGAGGAGAAGUCAGAGAUCCAUCUUUCUCUCAUUAUUGGUGUGCUGCAUGUUUGCUAGUGCUGAGUAUUCCAGCUGUGGAGAGUACGAGUUUUUCAACCAGACCAGUAACAGCUGUAAGGCCUGCCCUCAGUGCCAGCCGGGACAAGAGCCGUAUAUGACCUGUGGAUACGGUGUGAAGGAUGAGGAUUUCGCCUGUGUGCCGUGCCAGCAGGGGAAAUAUUCCAAAGGGAAGUAUGAGAUCUGCAGACGGCAUAAAGACUGUGACGCCCUCUACAAAGCCACCGUACGCCUAGCGGGAACUCCGGAGAGCGACGCCGAAUGUGGGCCUUGUCUACCAGGGUAUUACAUGCUUGAGACCAGACACAGGAACGUCUAUGGGAUGGUCUGCCAUUCCUGCCAGAAUGCACCACGCAACACCAAAGAAUGUAAGCAAACCACAGGACCAAGAGAAAAACCUCCAAUUGACCCUGGCAGCACGACUGUGUUCCCUCAUCCACAAAAAGAAAUCCCUGGACAGGGUCACUUAGCAACAGCUCUCAUUAUCGCCAUGUCAACCAUUUUCAUCAUGGCCAUCGCCAUCGUCCUCAUCAUCAUGUUUUACAUCCUGAAGGCCAAACCCAGUGGCCAGGCAUGUUGUUCAGGACAAGUUGUGAAGGCUGUGGAAGCUCAGACUAACAAACUGGAGGACAAGAAAGAUGUUCCAGACAAUGUGGUGAUCUACUCAGAGAAAGACGAGUUUGACAAACCAAAAGCUCCUCCUCCGAAAACAGUGAAAAGUGAAAAUGAUGCAUCGUCAGAGAACGAGCAGCUCCUGAGCCGUAGCAUUGACAGCGACGAGGAGGCGUCUGAGAAGCAGGGAUUAGCAGAGAUCAACAACCCCAAUGUGUGUCUCGUCAACAUGGGGAACAAACCUGACCUGUGCCUGCUCUCUCUUGGCCUCUUGGACCGCGACCGAGCCUGCAACGGGAACCCCAUCAUCACAUCCGGCCAGGCUGAUAACAUCCCGAGUCCUAACCAUGUCGGCAACUUCAACCACAUCACCAGCACAAACCACAUCAGCAGUGUGAACGCAAUGAACAACAACAAUAAAACCCCAGGGAUGCUACAGAGUCGAAGGAAAAAGAUCCUGGAUCUGUAUGCCAGAGCCUGCAGUGCAACAGAAGGCCUGAGCCCUACAGAGCUCCCCUUCGACUGUCUGGAGAAGGCCAGUCGCAUGCUGAGCUCCUCCUACAGCAGCGAGGCGGCCGUAGUGAAGACAUGGAGGCAUCUGGCUGAGAGCUUUGGGCUAAAACGCGACGAGAUCGGUGGCAUGAGUGACGGCCUGCAGCUCUUCGAGAGAGUGAGCACUGCAGGAUACAGCAUCCCCGAUCUCCUGACACGUCUGGUGCAGAUCGAGAGGCUGGACGCCGUGGAGUCGCUCUGCUCGGACGUUCUGGGAAGCAGCGAGAUGGCAGCAGCAGCCGGACGGCAGGGCAUUGGCAGUUUUCACAGCCAGUUGGUGUGUCCAUCUCCAUGCCCUUCUCCAUCCCAGCGCUGCGCUAGUGUCUAAAUACGCGCUGCUGGAGCAAGGACUUCAGAGACUUGGAUGCCUUACAGUAUAUGUAUGUAUAGACAGAUACUGCUCUGACAAGGAGGACAGCACAUGUACAGUAUACACUAUACCCCCAUCACAUGAAGAAUUUCAGUUGACUUUCCCAUGCACAAUCCUUUCUUUCUUUUGUAGGUUGUCUCUUUCAAGAAGCUAGUAAACACUGAGUGCCUUUUUCAGUCCAUCUUUCUAAAGUGCUAAAACCAAAAAUCAAAGACCAAAGAGUCGGAACCAAAGAUGAGAUGUGCCAUUUUCUAGUUUGCCAGUCCAGAUAUUUUCACUUUUGCAAGAACGAAAUGAUCAGAACUAGAUUCUGUUUUAAUGGAUUUAUUUCUUUCACCUAUGCUAAGCCAUACUAGGAAUACUGGCCACAAAUAGCUAGAACAACUGUGCGCUGGACGCAAAACAAAGAACAGAUUUUUGCAGCUUAAAGGAAGCAAACUCAUCAAAAAUGUACAGCUGCACCUUCAACUAUGAUGUGGCCAAACAAGAGGGACAGCAGAUAUGGACUUAAAAUUAAAAAUGCCAAGCUGGAAAUGGAAUUGAGUAAAGAUUAUGCAGGUCAGCUUUAUCUGGUUAGCUAUGCGAGGGAUCACCACGGUUUUUGGAGGCCCUCGUCUCAAACAGAAUUCUGGUGCCGAAUUGACUUAACUGUUAGAAACUUAACGAGACAGUAUUUUUGCUUCUAAAAAUCUUCUAAAGACAUCAUUUUGGAUAUUUGUAAUCUAAUAAUGUCUGUUUCUAGUUGAUUUUCUGAAUUAGUUUGAUUUAAAACACUAACUCUACUGUAUUAAUCAAUAUGUGUAUAGUAAAUGUGUAAACAGUGAUCUAGAGCACACACAGUUUACAGGGGGAUUUGUUAAGACAACCCCAAAACACACUGAGGGUAUUUCCUGGUGUGUUCAGUGUUAAUCCCCAUGUAUGAUGCUGGACUACAGCAUCACUCUGCUGCUCAUGUAAUGCCUUUACACUCAUGUAAACCUGCCUUCCACAACUCCACAAACACAGCAACAUGCUCUUACUGUAACUACUUCCUCAGCAGUGACCCAGUCUGUGACCCCCCACCCCUAUAAUUCGUCCUUUCCCCACAUUUUCCCCUUUUACCUCAAUGCUGCGGUCUAGUGCUGCCGCCAGACCUAAUUAUUUGGCGUGUGGCUCCCUGGGCCCCUAAUAGGCUGAAGUGUUGUGGUUUACAGAGCGGGUGCAAAGUGCCUGUGAUUUCCAGCACCCAAUUAAGCAUUUAGGGCCACUUAACCACUGAAAGCCCAGUGGAAAAGCUUUAAAACCCUAUAUUAAAAAGAGGCAUGCCACGACAGAGGCAUGACUAACUGCCCCUGGGGGUGGCUGUGCCGUGAACGGUGCAGGAAUGCAGCCGGUCGUGGUGGAAGCAGCGCUAUGGUCGUCUUAUAAUGUCUGACCUUACUCAGCUUUUGUGGUCGGCUCAGUCAUGCUCAGACAGGAUUUAAGCUCCCCUCUCCCCUUUGGGACCAAUAAGGCAAAUGAGAACAAUAUGCAGUCGUCCAGGUUGUAGUCCUCUGUGAAACAGCUAGAGUACAACAUGCUGGAUGUACAGAGGCCAAAAAGGAGCUCUGAUAAGCAUCAAGUUAAAGUCUAGAAAAGGGUUUAAGAUAAUGCACAUUUGAGCUCCAUUAAUAGUGACGAUGUUAAGAGAUAAAGUGCUGUAGGUCAGCAUCCCACUUUUAUCUAGCAGUUAAGCUUCAAAACGCAGCAGUAAGCUCCAAAUGCCAACUUAAAUAAGCAAUGCCAAGACUCCCUUUGAUCUCACUUCUUGGUAAUAAGACUGAUCUUUAUCUGAUGCCUGAUGUUGUCAGCAUAAUGUCCCAUGGCAGCUCUGCACAAAAUCAAAUACACCACCCGCUGCCAAGUUCUAAUCCUUUUUAUUCGUUUUUACAGAGCAAACUUUGGGGCUGGACCCCAGUGCUUUGAAUUAAUUAAUGUGCAUGUUUAUCAAGCAUGUAAUCGUCCUUUUUUCCCCUUGAUUAUCUCCUGUCAAGUCAAAUAAAAAGCUCACUGUUAAAUAUGCUGCCUUUUCAAGCAGGGUUGUGUACAUCAGAACCAGUACAUCUCCAAACGAGAAACACAUUACCAUGACCUGGAUGACUGAGAACCGUCACAGAUGUUUCCAGACAGGUUUCACUUGUUUCGCUGUUUUAUGCUGUUGAACUUUUGUAAAUAAUCUAAUUGGUGGAGUUGAAAUGAAAUGGACCAAAGCCCUGUUUUCAGACAGGCAAAAUCUUGUCUGACAUGUAUUAUGAUGAUAGGAUGAAUUACAGAAGCCAAACAUGAAUUACUUACCUCAGUAGCACACACAGUAUAGUAGAACAUGUAGAAACACACAAACUCAACACAGAACCAAAGUAUAACUGUAUAUAUAACUUAUUAUUGUACAUACUGUAUACAUUAAUAAAGAUUUG
Messenger RNA from Notolabrus celidotus (New Zealand spotty), 4342 nucleotides. RefSeq names its product ectodysplasin A receptor (gene edar). Gene Ontology annotation, molecular function: signaling receptor activity. Bases 312 to 1868 code for a protein of 518 amino acids. The record is from RefSeq and is a predicted model, not a curated record. Gene Ontology annotation, cellular component: plasma membrane. The transcript is spliced from 12 exons. Lineage: Eukaryota; Metazoa; Chordata; Actinopteri; Labriformes; Labridae. Gene Ontology annotation, biological process: positive regulation of canonical NF-kappaB signal transduction; positive regulation of JNK cascade.